CGUCAGCUCUGUAGGACUAUAAAGAGUCCUUGCAGUCAUCUGUGAGGCAUUAAAAUUUCAACUGAACUCUUCUGAGGACCACAGGAAAGGAAGCACUGAAAAGAUGAAACUGUAUCUCGCUGCAGCUGUGCUGAUGCUUGUGCUGGCCGCACACACAGAGGCCCAAGAGGAAACAUUGGAGCAGCGCUUCGCCACCUUUCAGACCCAGGUUAAAGAAAUUACAGAGAACCUCGCAGAGAAGACCAAAACCGCAUUCGAUCAAAUUGAAAAUCACGAAUAUGUCGUUAAAACCAAGAGCUGGUUGUCUGAGCAGUUCGAGAAGAUGAAGCAGAAAAUGUCUGAAUCUUUCAAUUAAUGAAAACCACUGACCUACAUCUCUACAACCAAACAAUCACAGACCAUGUGAUAUCAUUCAGCCUUUUGUGUUGAUUGGCGCAAAUGUUACAAUUAACUUCACAAGGUUAUCAUCUGCGUGUCAUUUGUAAUCUGUAUAACGUUUGAAUGUUUUGUGGAAUGCUGUUAAAUAUUCUGAAGAAAAUGGAAAUCUACAAAUAAAUCCUGGUUCUUUUUUCAAAUGAAUAAACAGUAAAAAUAU
Molecule: messenger RNA, 595 nt
Organism: Misgurnus anguillicaudatus (oriental weatherfish)
Lineage: Eukaryota; Metazoa; Chordata; Actinopteri; Cypriniformes; Cobitidae
Gene: apoc1
Product: apolipoprotein C-I
Biological process (GO): negative regulation of cholesterol transport; lipoprotein metabolic process; negative regulation of very-low-density lipoprotein particle clearance
Cellular component (GO): high-density lipoprotein particle; very-low-density lipoprotein particle; extracellular region
Molecular function (GO): phospholipase inhibitor activity; fatty acid binding
Source: RefSeq, a predicted model, not a curated record